GCUCAGAAAAAACUCAUCUAUCUCUGGCUCAGUCGUCAGUUUCUUGCCUUGUGCCGCCUUGAUCUUAGUCACUUUUUCUGCAGAUUCACCUCUUCCUUUCCCUCUUCCUCUACCAGCUUUUUUUUUCCCCAGUCUCUUCCUGGCCCUCUUCCUCUUUUUCCUCUUUUCUUAUUGCACUGUGUUUGACCUGCCCUCCCCAUGUCUCGUCCAAUAUCCCUGGAGGUGGUGCAGCCGAGCUCUAAGGGCUCCUGGAACGGGAGCCUGAACCACAGCCUGGUGGACGAGGAGUGUCAGGUCCCUCCCCUACGGAGCUACCUCCUGUUUACCAUCUUCACCUGCUUCUGCCCUGCAUACCCCGUCAACAUCGUGGCUCUGGUCUUCUCCGCGAUGUCCAGGAACAGCUAUCAGAAUGGGGACUAUGAGGAUUCGCGGAGGCUGGGGCGUAAAGCCCUGCAUGUGGGAAUUGCCUCAGUCAUCCUUGGCAUCACCAUCAUCAUCAUCUUCUGUGCUGUUCAGUUCACCAAGCAAUAAGUCUGAGAUUAAAGACAAAAAAAAUACCACAAUCGGAUGGAACGGCAGAGCAGAACCACUGAGAAAACACCAAAUGCUGAGGAAGGCCGCCGCGGCUCUGGGAUCGCACAGCGUGAGCACAGCAUUAUCUCCUCUCUGUGUCGCCAGAAACUCUUCCUAAGUUUUGAUGACACUGUUGUCAUUGUUGGAUGCCAAAUAGCGAGCAUUAUUUACAAGAAAGAAACAGCGUUGUCUACUUUUCCAAUUAUUGUUAUUUGUCUGGGGCAAAUAUAUAUAUAUACUAAAUUAACAAAAUAGUAAGUCAAAAUAGUAUUCCUACCUUUAAAUGGCAACUCGUACUUUAAGAGAAUUCACAAGUUUAUUUGAUGGCAGCAUGUUAGCAACGCAAUAUAUGUUUGCGCCUCAGUGCUCCGCGAAAUCCGCAAGGAGCAGGGCUCUGGAUGCUUAGGCGACCGUUAUAGGUCUAUAUCAGCUUUCAAAAUAUGCAUUAUUAUUGUAAUCUUAUUUUUAAUAUUCGAGUAUAUUUAUCCUGUUUUUCCAAGUUGCAAAUAGGGUUUUAAUGCUAAUAUUCAUCAUUGUGCUACCCCAGUGAGUCUAAAUCCUUUUGCGAAUGUUUGUGAUUUAUAAUAUAUAUAUCAAUAUAAAUAUUUAUAUAUUGACUAAACGCAUUACACAAUGAAUAGGGUAAUACUAUAGUAUUAUUUUAAAAAAAUAUUAUUCUUUACUUCGCGUAACCAUAAAAAUGCCCGAAUUUAAAAUUGUUUCUGUAGAAUUUGGUUUUAUAUAGCCUGUCAGUUAUUCAAAAUAAUUACAGACAUCAUUUAAAUUAAAAGAAUACGUGUAUUAUUGACUGUAGUCAGAAUAUGCCGCACGAGAAGAAGUGUUAUCAUAGGAUAAGUACAAUAAUUCAUAAUAACUGUGGAUUUACUGUUUGUCCCGAUAGUUACUUUGCCAGCUUGUCUUCUUAGCUGGAUUUUAGCAGGAACUUUGAAGGGGGGUUGCGGCCAAUCAGUGAUGGUGGGGUAAGAAACAGACACAGGAAAAGAAAACUAAGUGCUCUUCAGUCCAUGGGGACCACUGGAGUGUCCUGUAGAUGAUGGGUCCACCUCAAAGCGGGGAAAAUAAGUAAUGCACGCUUUUAGGCACACCUAACCCCGCCUAGGACAGCCCUCUCCCUCGGUGCCGUUUCCCAUUACGUGAACUCUUCUGAGUCUGCAGUUACAAUAAAGGUUUUCACAGGCAUUUAAUAUGUAGAUUUUCUGUUUUUGGAAUCAUCAAGCACUUAUGUAGGAAGAAAGAGAUCGACAAAUAUAACGAUCGUGUUUUUAAAUCCUACAGUAGAAGGGGCGUCCUGUUAAUGAAUAUCCUAGCAAGAAAAAAUUGUAUUGUAAAUUUAUUUUUUUAUUGAAAAACAGAGACAGGAUCGAUUUUCAUGUUUGUAAACGUAUACCACCUUGCGGUAAAAUCCCACCAAGGUUACAGACAUAUCUUGCAGCGAAGAGAAUAAUGUAGGCCUUAGCAAAAUGCGCCCUCAGUCAUGACAGCAGUCUUUUGACGUGCUCUUGUAUGUCUUGUGUAUUGUAAAAGUAUAGGAUAAUCCGUAGGAAUCAAAUGAAAUUCUGAUCAGAUUUUGAUUUCAACUUUAUUAAAUUACAUGUUUUUUCUCUUUAGUGGUUAUUUGCCGAAAUUAAAGCUGCUGGUAUAUAGGAGGACUAUGUCAUGGUGUACUUUAUACACAACUUAAGAGUAGACAUAUAUUUGGAACAGAUUCUUGACCCGCUCAGCAUUGGAUGAAGGGGUAGGGAGGCCAGAUUAUGCCACGUUUCUUUAAUAAUAAAAAAAAAAAGGUUUUUUUUUUUACCCGAAAAAAAAGUUUGUUGAUUUUCCUUGUAAAUGUAUAUAAUUCUUAAAAAUAAACCUUACGUGUUAACAAAAACGUUUUGGAUAAGCGGUUGAAAGACGCAUGACUUAUGGAAGAGUGUAUCAUGUAUCCUAAAAAAAGCAGAAACGUGGUCUGCUGUACAUGUGCGUAAAGUUAUGAAGACAGUAUGUACAUAAUCAAUUUUAUCGUGUAUAUUAUUGUGUGCAAAGUAAUGUAAAAGGCAUUCCUUUAAAAAUUACAGUACAUGUAUUACUAAAAACAAUCAAUGCUCAGGUAAAUCUGGUAAUCCCGAAACAUGUAUUGGGUCACAUAACACGUUUACGAGUAAAUGACGGCGUAUUCCCAGCCGCUAACAUACACGUAGAAUCCGAACAUAGAGACUUAAUUGUCUAACAUAUCUGUAAAAUUUAUAAUAGACUGCACUGAUGUUUGUUGGAGAGCGAUGUGUUAUUGUUGCACUGAUGUUGAUAAAUAACAGACAGGUACUGUAAUUGUAUUUCUUAAUAAAGAAUGAAUCCACCCUGACAUCCAGA
Molecule: messenger RNA, 2946 nt
Organism: Paramormyrops kingsleyae
Lineage: Eukaryota; Metazoa; Chordata; Actinopteri; Osteoglossiformes; Mormyridae
Product: transmembrane protein 233-like
Cellular component (GO): membrane
Source: RefSeq, a predicted model, not a curated record